Alligator sinensis (Chinese alligator) is the source of this 6286-nucleotide messenger RNA. RefSeq names its product cell migration inducing hyaluronidase 2 (gene CEMIP2). The transcript is spliced from 24 exons. NCBI's taxonomy places the organism in Eukaryota, Metazoa, Chordata, Crocodylia, Alligatoridae. Bases 120 to 4262 code for a protein of 1380 amino acids. The record is from RefSeq and is a predicted model, not a curated record.
UGGCUAUCUACACUGACAGAGAACUGAAGAAUAACUGGAAGAAAAUCCACUCAGUUUUAUGCAUUUUUAUAAUUGCGUUGUAUACUGUUGCAGUAAUACCAAACAAGCAACAUUAUAACAUGCACAACACUGAUCCCAGGGGGAGUUCCCCUGUUUUUCUUCAGCCUCAGAAUGGGAGUAGUCACAGGUCUUCCGGCUACGUUCCAGGGAGAAUUGUUCCUCUUCGUCCAGCACCACCUCCAAAGAGCCAAGCAUCAGCCAAAUUUACCUCUGCAAGACAAGAAGCCCAUGCAACACUUGCAUCUUUACCGGAGGAGCAGCACCAUCAAGCAGAAGCCAGCAGAAAGAAAAGACAUAAAAAUACUCUUAUAUGCUUUGCCAUUUCUAGCUUUUCAUUUUUUGUUGCACUGGGAAUUAUCUUGAAAAUAUCUUCAAAAUAUGCUCCUGAUGAGAAUUGUCCAGAUCAGAACCCUCGUCUCAGCAACUGGAACCCUGGCCAAGAUACUGAAAAGAGAGUUCUCAUAAAAAAUGGGGACUUGUUUCGUCUGAAUUCAGAUGCUACAGUACACUCUAUAAUUAUACAGGAUGGAGGGUUACUUGUCUUUGGUGAUGAUAAGGAUGGUUCCAGAAAUAUUACUUUGAGAACUCGUUUUAUCCUGAUAAAGGAUGGUGGAGCGCUUCAUAUUGGAGCAGAGAAGUGUCGCUAUAAAUCCAAAGCAACUAUCAUCUUGUAUGGCAAAUCAGAUGAAGGUGACGAUAUGCCAAUAUUUGGCAAAAAAUUUAUUGGUGUCGGCCCUGAAGGGACACUGGAAUUGCAUGGGACUCAGAAGUUAUCAUGGACUCUUUUGUCAAAGACUGUAUACUCCUCAGGGCUGGCCUCUGGUCCUUAUGCAUUUGAAAGGAAAUUUUUACGAGGGCUAAAUGUGAGAGUGAUUGAUCAGGACACAGCACAGGUGUUGGCAGUGGAUAGAUUUGACACUCAUGAAUAUCAAAAUGAAAGCAAGAGAUUUCAGGACUUCUUAAAAGGCCAAGAUCCUGGUCGCAUCGUUGCUAUUGCUGUUGGAGAUUCAGCUGCUAAAAGUCUACUGGAAGAAACCAGAUUAACUAUCCAAAAUCUUCUUGGAAGUAAACUCGUCAAAGGAUUAACUUACAGGCAAGCCUGGGCUUUAGUUGGUGUCAUAAAUAGUGGGAAUUCCUCCUGUAAUGAAUCUGUGAGAGAGUAUGAAAAUCACAGCACCGGAGGGAAGGCCCUUGCUCAGAGAGAAUUUUUCACAUUUGAUGGUCAGAAGUUUUCUGUGACGGCUUUUAGUGAAUGGAAUGAAGGUGUCCCCCUCUCAGGCUUCCAGGUAGAGGCUGUUGAUGGAGUGAUAUUGGAUCUCUUGGAGGAUGUUAGUAACUGGCAGCCUAAAGAUCGGAUUGUAGUUGCAAGCACAGACUACUCAAUGUACCAAGCAGAAGAAUUUACUCUCCUUCCAUGUCCAGAGUGCAGCAGAUACCAAGUCAAAGUGAAAGAAAAUCCUCAGUUCCUUCAUAUGGGAGACAUCAUUGAUGGAGUGGACAUGAGGGCAGAGGUUGGACUUCUUACAAGGAAUAUUGUGAUCAAGGGAGAGAUGGAAGAUUCUUGCUAUGAUGGAAAUAAGUGCCAGUUCUUCAAUUAUGAUACAUUUGGUGGCCAUAUCAAGAUUGUGAAGAAUUUCACAUCUCUUCAUCUCUCUUAUGUGGAAGUAAAACAAAUGGGCCAGCAAGUGAUUGGAAGGUAUCCUGUCCACUUUCACCUCUGUGGGGAUGUAGAUGAAAAAGGAGGUUAUACCUUCAAGACUUAUUUAGAAGGCCUCUCCAUUCAUCACUGCUUUUCCAGAUGUGUGACUGUUCAUGCAACUAAUGGCUUAUUGAUAAAGGACACCAUUGGCUAUGAUACACUAGGCCACUGUUUCUUUCUGGAGGAUGGUAUUGAACAGAGAAAUAUUCUGUUCCACAACCUUGGACUAGUAACCAAACCAGGCACACUUCUUCCCACGGACAGGAAUAGCAGUAUGUGCAUUGCCAUUAGGGACAAAGUGUAUGGAAAUUAUGUCCCAGUGCCAGCCACAGACUGCAUGGCUGUUUCAACCUUCUGGAUUGCUCAUCCCAACAAUCACCUUAUAAAUAAUGCAGCAGCCGGUUCACAGGAUGCUGGAAUAUGGUAUUUGUUCCACAAGAAUUCUACAGGAGAUUCUCAUGGAUUAUAUCUUGAAACAAAAGCAGAGCUAACACCACUGGGAAUCUUCUAUAACAACAGAGUUCACUCUAAUUUUAAGGGUGGAUUAAUGAUUGAUAAAGGUGUCAAAAUCACCAAUGCCAGUGCUGAGGAUCCAAGGGAAUACCUUUGUUUGGAUAACAAUGCAAGGUUUCGACCUCAUCAAAAUGCAGACCCUGAGAAGCCGCGAGUUGCUGCUCUGAUUGACAGACUAAUCUCUUUUAAAAACAAUGAUCAUGGGGCUUGGGUCAGAGGAGGAGAUAUCCUCAUUCAGAACUCUGGGUUUUCUGACAAUGGAAUAGGUUUAACAUUUGCCAGUGAUGGAAGUUUUCCAAGUGACGAAGGUUCCAGCCAGGAAGUAUCAGAAUCUCUUUUUAUUGGCGAGAGCAAGAACUAUGGCAUCCAGGGUGGCCAAAACAAAUACUGGGGAACUGGAGGAACAGACAAUAAAAAUCGCACCCUGCCUAGAAAUCGGACAUUUCCAAUCAGAGGUUUUCAGAUUUAUGAUGGACCUGUUCAUCUUACCAAAUGCACAUUCACAAACUUUGUACCAACCCCUGAUAGAUUCACCAGUGCAAUUGGGUUCCUGAUGAAGAACUCCUGGCAGAUGACACCUAAAAACAACAUUUCUCUUGUGAACUUUGGUUCAAAUGUUUCUUUGAAAGUCUUCUUUGGAAAACCUGGUCCUUGGUUUGAAGAUGGUGAGUUGGAUGGUGACAAGAACUCAAUAUUCCAUGAUUUAGAUGGUUCUGUGACUGAAUAUAAAGACACUUAUGUUGGCAGAAUGGAUAAUUACUUGAUCAGACAUCCAAAGUGCAUCAAUGUUACAAAAUGGAAUGGAGUGAUCUGCAGUGGGACGUAUGCACAGGUGUACAUCCAGACAUGGAACCCACAGAAUCUUACUAUGACCAUUGUACGUGAUGAAUACCCAAGCAGCCCCAUGGCACUUCGAGGUAUUAACCAGCGAGCUGCCUUUCAACAGUACCAGCCAGUAGUGAUGCUUCAGAAGGGCUAUACAAUACAUUGGAACGGACAGGCUCCACAAACCACUUUUCUUUACAUCAUUAACUUUAACAAGAAUGAAUGGAUCCAGGUUGGUCUUUGUUAUCCAUCAGGUACAACCUUUCAAGUCACAUUUGAUGUCUUCCAAAGGGCAUCUGGAUUCUAUAGUAUUGGAGAAUAUGCUGCUGUAUCUUCCAUAUCAGAACUGAAGAAGCAUCGAUCAGAGAAAAAGUUUUAUUUUGACAACAGCACAGGAUUACUGUUCUUAUAUCUUCAAGCCAAAUAUAACCGGGAGGGUCAUAGUUAUUGUUCAUCUCAGGGAUGUGAAAGAAUCAAGAUUCAAGCCACACUUUGGUCAAAAGAGAUCAGCAACUGCAUGACAAAAGCUUAUCCAAAGUACUAUGAAGCACCAGCUGUUAUAAAGCCAAUGCCAGGCAAAAUUACUACACCAUGCAAAAACUGUGGCACAAAUCAGAUGCCAUUCACCAGUGAUCCUCACAGAAACUACCUCUUUGUACAGAUUCAGUCACUGAGUAAAGCAGAGUUACGAAGUGGUCAUCAAUCAUUUAUCUCUGUCAAUGGAAAUAGGUAUCCUUUCAAUGAUGUUGGUGUAUUCACUGUAGUAGUUGAUGCCUGUGGUGGCACAGUGACAGAAAAAAAGUUGUUUCUUCAAACAGAUGUUAAACGCAUGGAGGAGUAUCUAAAAACUGGAAUACCACAAAGGUCAAUAAUUUUACUGAGCACAAGAGGGGAUAUAAGAAACCUUAAUAUUUCAGAAGCCUUAAUGUCCCUGGGGACAGCCAAACCAGCAUAUCUUCAAAAUAAGGGCAGCAUAGCAUUCUUGGGGUUCAGAGGAAACUUUAAGCCAUCCUGGACUAAGCUGUUUACCAGUCCUGCUGGACAGGGGCUAGAUCAGAUCGAAAAAUUUAUACCUAUACAACUGGAAGAAUAUGGCUGCACCAGAGGGAAUGUGAACCGAUGGAAAGAUGUGGAACUGUUAAAGCAGGCUUCAAGAGCACAUUAGAGACUGAUGUACAUAAGUGCUGGAAAAAUGUGAACUAACUUAUUUUAAUUUAUGGCAUUUUAAACUAUUCCAUUAUCCCAAGUAAACAAUUUUAAACUUUUGAUACAGACUUAUGCCUACAUUGACCGCUUGAAUGCCAGUCUGUGCACCUUCUAGUUGUACAAAAUAUUAAAGAAUUUAUAACUAUUUGUAUAAACAGGUUUUUUGGAGAGAUUUUCAGACAUUUGUAUUUGCUGUAAACAGUUUUAUUUUAUUUUAUACUUUUUUGUAUUCCUGGGAGUUGUGGGUGUCCAUAGGGAUAAGUUGUUUGAUAGCAAAUAUUGGAGUGCACCUUGAAUUACUUGAAAGAUUUUUUUAACAUUAAAAUAUCUGUCUCAGAAGAUGUUUGAAUUGCUCUUUUACACUAUCUUUAUAUUUCCCAUUUUUUCUCUGUGGAUUGACACAUUCACAAGAUCCAUGCCAGCCUGAUUAUGGGCUGUACCCACUUCCUUAAAUAUUAAAGAGUGUAAGUCCUUUUCCUCACCCAUCUUGAUACAAAGAAUGAGUUUACAAGUCAUAGUGUAAUACCAUGCAGAGAUACCUCAAGCUGGUUGUUUCCAUGCUAACUCACAUAUUGGAGUCUACACAAUAUAAGGCAGUGUUGUGCAGAGGUACAAGGGCUUACUCCAGGACCAGAAAUAUCAUAAUCAUGUUAGCACAAGGCUCUGCCUAAACUGAUUACUUUUGCCCAAAAGAAGAGUGUUAGUGGCCUUGUCUACACAUGGGCUUAACUGCAGAGUAGACUAAUUAGCUAUAAAGUGUCACUAUUUAUAUGUGCAACAGCAUUAGGCUUCAGUAAACGAAUUAAUGCCACAGUAAAGAUAGUGCUACUAUCUUACGCUGGGGUUAUUUGCUGUAAUUAAAAGCAUGCGUAGACACUGGCCCUGAGCAUAAAUUGCACCUGGUUAGCCCACCCAGCCGGAUGCCAGACUCCUGCCUGCCAUUUAGCCACACAGCUCUACAUUUUCAGAGCACCUUUGUGCUCCAGCCAGCUCCAACGCUGCUUGAGGCUGACCCUCCUUGCUAGCCCGGGCCUGCUCUGUCCUGGCUCAUUUUGCUGCUGUCCUGGGCACACAUUCAGAUGCGCCCAGGAGUAGUUUACUUUGGCUCAAAUUGCUACUAAGUUUAUUGCUUCGUAUAAUUGCAUGUGUAGACAUACCCAGUGUUUUGCUAAUGUGUUAUAUUACUUCCCUUUCUAUAGCUAGUACAUGCCAAGCUAACCUGCGUAUCUGUGUGACAUUGCUUUGUAUCACAUGUACCAUGGUCUCAAUUGCAGUAAAACUGGGUGUAGUUCUAGUGCACCAGAGGUAAGGAGGGGAAGGAUUCCAGGAACUAACAGACAGCUGGCAUAUUUUAAUGAUGUAUCUAAACUCUGCAAGGGCCACCUGUAACCCCAGUGCAGAAAAUAUUAGCAUGAUCUGUAAGGAGGCCUCACUGUUUUAUGCUGAGCUAUUGGGCACUCACCCUGGUUGUUUAAUGGUGUUGCCCUAAUGCUGCAAAAGCAGCUAGGGCCUAGGAUAGGAUUUUGUUCUAUUAAAUUUUAGACUCCUAGUCUGCAUAUUCAGCUACACCCUGAAAACCAAGUAAGAGUUGCAGUUAAAAGCUUCAGACUACAAAACAAAUGAAUGGAAGCAAAAGAUCUCUGACCUGUGCUUUACAGGUUAAACCUUUUAUUUUUAUUACUGUUUUGAAGUUGGUGGGAAAGAUCCUUAGCUCAAACUCUUGAUCUGCUUUAUUUGGAUUGGCUUCCCAUGCAGCAACAUGAUGUACAUUUUGAUUCAUCUCACGGUUUAAUUGGGCAGUUUCUUCCCUUUUAAUUCUGAUUUUUGCAAUAUAUGCAAGUGGAUACUUCCCCCUUAGUUUUACAUUGGGUUUGUUUAGGUCCUCCUUGUUUUUCGUGUUCCUGUUGUCAAGAACAAGCUGCAAGCUGUAAGACGCAUACUGAAGGUACUUAUUUCUGUGAGGCUGCAAGUUCUUUGGUGAGU